AUGUCAGACCAAUUGCAGAUACUUGACGGAACUAACCUCCGUCACCUCGAUCUAUCCACCGCCGUCUUCGAUCGUCCGGUCACCGGAGCUCAAAUUCUUCACAUUGCACAUUCGCGAGCUUCUCCUUCUCUCUUCGAUCUUCCUUUACCCGAUCCUCUCAAAGCCUCUGCACUCAAUCGCCUCCGGAGUAUCGCUGACGAACCUUUGUUUUCACCGGAGGCUGAGUAUGAGCCUUUACAGGCUUCUCAAAUUCUCAAACAAUACAUCGCCGCCAUCGCCGAUGAACUCAAAGGUAGUCCUCUUGUUGUAUCAAUCUUGGAUGGAAGUACUCUUCGUUUGUUGUUUGAGGAUGAGGAUGAUUUUGCCAUGUUAGCAGAAAAUCUGUUCACUGACUUGGAUGUUGAAGAUAAGGGGAAAAUCAGUAAGAGUGAAAUUCGAAAUGCUCUUGUUCAGAUGGGAGUUGACAUGGGAGUUCCUCCAUUCUCAGAAUAUUCUCAGCUAAAUGACUUAUUGAGUAAACAUGGAGCGGAUGGAGAAGAAGAACUGGGCCAGGCACAAUUUGCACAGCUUCUGCAGUUUGUAUUACAAGAUCUUGAGAUGGAACUUUCCAAAAAGAAUUUUGUUUUCAUCCAGAAUAUCCAAAUCAUAAAUGGCUCUAAGAUAAGACAGCUAUUGGCCAAUGAAAAGGAGUUAAACAGCUUCAUAGAGAAGGCAUUACAAGAAAAACUCAAUGCAAAGGAUGGUUUAGGAAGCACGGAAUUAAUAAGGAGCUUCCUUGAGAAAAACACUAAGGAGUUGGGUUUACCACUAUAUGAUGGUGGCGAUGCAGCUGAUCUUUUUUAUGAUGGUGUUUUUGCUGAUGUAGCCAAAGAAAAAGGUGCAGUGGAAUUAGAGAAACAAGAGCCAGCAAAACUUUUGAAAGAUAUCUUAGAGAAAAUGGCAGAGCAACUUGAGUUGAAUCCAGUAUAUCAGGACUUUGCUUGA
Messenger RNA from Lathyrus sativus (Indian pea), 984 nucleotides. NCBI's taxonomy places the organism in Eukaryota, Viridiplantae, Streptophyta, Magnoliopsida, Fabales, Fabaceae. The record is from the annotation of a GenBank genome assembly.